This is a messenger RNA of Sinocyclocheilus grahami, 1768 nucleotides long. It is a transcript of the gene aamp, whose product is annotated as angio-associated, migratory cell protein. The coding region runs from base 175 to 1422 and encodes 415 amino acids. The record is from RefSeq and is a predicted model, not a curated record. Lineage: Eukaryota; Metazoa; Chordata; Actinopteri; Cypriniformes; Cyprinidae. Gene Ontology annotation, molecular function: protein binding. The transcript is spliced from 11 exons. Gene Ontology annotation, cellular component: cytosol.
CACGUCAGCGCGAGCACGUGAAACGCGAUUAUCCAGCAAACCGUGAAUCUGACGAAACGUUGUUAUAGAGCCGUGACUUAGUUCAAAACAAUAUCAGCCGCGGUCAGGCGGAAAGAGCCCGUGAUAAAACUUUAGCAGGACUGUAAUGAAUAAAGUCCGUCAGUCAAUAUAUUAAUGAUGGAUAAUCCUGAAGAAGAUUCGCUGAACCUGCACGAAGAUGAAGAAAUCAUCGAGGUUAUUGAUCUCGAUGACACAGAACAGACCGCAGAGGAUCUGGCGGAGGAGCUGGAGGACGUAGAUUUCUCUGAGGCUGGGAAUGCAGAUGAUGACGGAUGGGAGACGGAGGAUGAGAUGGAGUCUGAGCAGGAUGACAGUGAACUCACCUUCUCCAAACACACGGGUUCUGUCUUUUGUGUUAGUUUGGACCCAGUGAGCAACAGUCUCGCUGUCACCGGCGGAGAGGACGACAGGGCCUUCGUGUGGAGCGUGUCUGAUGGAGAUGUGCUGUUUGAAUGCACGGGUCACAAGGAUUCUGUCACAUGCGCUGCGUUCAGCUGCGACUCCAAGCUGGUGGUGUCUGCUGAUAUGAGCGGUCUCAUUAAGGUCUGGAAAGUGGAGAACAAGGAGGAAAUCUGGUCUUUUGAGGUUGGAGACCUGGAAUGGUUAGAGUGGCACCCCUGCGCUCCGGUCCUGCUGGCCGGCACAGCUGAUGGGAACGUCUGGAUGUGGAAGAUCCCGAGCGGAGAGUGCAAGACCUUUCAAGGGCCCAGCUGCCAGGCGACCAGCGGGAAGAUCCUUCCUGACGGAAAGAGAGCAAUCGUGGGCUACGAGGACGGAAGUUUACGUCUGUGGGACUUAAAACAAGGCAAUGCCGUUUAUGUCAUCAAAGGUCAUGAUGGUCAUCAGGGAGCGCUGACUUCUAUAGCGUGUAAUAAAGAGGGAACGCUGGCUCUGACGGGGUCAGUGGAUGGUCAGGCUAAACUCUUCAACACAUCCACAGGAAAGGUGUUAUGCUCAUUGUCCAAUGAAAACAGUGAAGCAAAAGACUCAAUGCAGGAGCAGGAUUCCAACUCUGUAGAAUCUGUGGGAUUUUGUAAUGUGUUACCCUUAGUUGCUGUUGCAUAUCUGGACGGCACCCUGGCCAUUUAUGAUAUGAAUUCACAGAGCCUCAGACAUCGGUGUAAACAUGAGGUGGGUGUAGUGCACCUGCAGUGGGAGGAGGCGUCUGCAGUCGUCUACACCUGUAACCUCGCUGGCGUGGUCACUCUGUGGGAUGCGAGGUCAGGAGUCAUGAUGUCAGAGUACUGCGGACACUCGGCUGAGAUCCUUGACUUUGUGCUGAACAGAGACGCGUCAGUCGCCGUCACCGCCGGAGGAGACCAUCAAGCCAAAGUGUUCUGCCUGCAGAGACCCGACCGGUAGAGAACGUCUUCAUCUGGAUCCCAUUAGACUUCAGCAACUGCAGUACACAGUCACCUGUAAACUGCAGCUUUUUAAAGUUUUAACAGAGCUGUGCUGUUCUGUCUUUGUCAUUCUUGUCAUGACUGAGUAAGCCUGACAGAGCGAUUGUUCUUGUCUUUUGCUUAGGCUACAUACAGCUGUAAUUGGGAUGUCACAUACAUUAUAUGGCCAAAAUGAUGUGGGUUUUAUCUGUUCUAGUAUUGUUUAUAAAGACAAAUCUCAGUACUUCACCAUACAGUUACAUUCUCGAGAAAUGCGUGCCAGACGUUGAUGCAGUCUGUUGCAGCGCUGUCAUGCUGAAGUAGAA